UUCGCUCAGAAUAUUCGAGUCCCCCCCACCCCAGCCCCAUUAGUGCAGCUCCUACUGUCCCUCGUUUGCAUAGAUUCUACAUAGUCCGGAAUCUGAGCUGCGUCAUUCUAGACUUCUGAGCCGACUCAAGAGUCCGUUCCUUCGCAUCCUAGUCUGGAGAUUCUACAUAGUCCGGGAGGCAGAUUUCUCUCGAACCGCCGCGCCUUGCGUCCCCUUCAGCGUCCUCCCUAAGUUUAGCUUCAGCAAGAAUUAUCAGGCGAUGCGACGUCGGAGUGUCGAUAAGCCAAAUGGCACUUUACUGCGAUGACGGGCCAUGAGCGACAGCAGUGAGCGACAGCAGAGAGAAAGCGAAGUGAGCGACAACGGUUACAACUAGUAGUGGCUGUGAGCGACAGCGGCGGAAUAUUCGCGAUCGCGUUAGUGCGGACGGACCCGUUGGACAUCGCUUCCUUUUCCCCCACUCAUUCUCAUCGCUUCCUCUUCCCCCACUCAUUCUUGUCAAAUUCCGAAUCUACGUCGCCGUCGUGAGAGCUACUACGACGCGACGUCGUUCGUCCCCGUUUUAAGCAGCAUAUAACAGCAGCUUUCCCGCGGCAUGGCGACGCUGGAGCAUUCGGAAAAACAGUCGCAGAGCCAGUCGCAGGAUCUGUCGCAGGAACCGACGCAGGACCCGUCGCAGGAACCGUCCCAGGAACAGUCGCAGGAGUGGUCGCACGAACAGUCUGCCAACGAAACCACUACUCUUCUCGAGAUACUGUCCAGAGGCCAUGAUGGCUGGGCGGCGAAAGCGCGGGUUCUCGAGGAUUGCGGAAGCAGGAAGUUCUCGCCGCGGCCGGGAGACAUCGCCUGGGCGGCUGCGCUUCUCCUGCUCGUUCUGGCCUCGAUAUUAGCUGUCCGACAGCAGCCGUCUCUGCUGCUGGUUCUUCCAGGGGCGACCCUCUCCUCUCUGGGACCUAUUCCCGCCGGCAGCGCUGCAGGCAGCGAAAGCACUGGGCACAGUGACGCCCCUCAUAGUGGUGACCGGCAUAGUGACACUGGGAGAAGUUCCAGCUCCAGUUCCACUGGGUUCGAGCUGCCGGAUCCGCCGUCCAGGUUCAAUGCAUCGUUGGCGUGGCACCACAUGCAGUAUCGCACGGCUGAGUCGUGCUGGAGCCAGCAGGAAAGGCAUCUCUACCACACGGCCGGCCCAUCCCCUCCUUCAGCAGCGUUCAGGGAUGCAUUGGAGGAGUUCGAAGGGAUGCAGAGGGAGUGUGUGGGGUUAGGUGGAGUGGAGAGCUGGCAAUGGGUCAGAAACAAGGACACGUGGAAUGAGACAAUUCCUCGAUAUGGGCGGGAAAGGAGGCAGUGUCGCUACAUUGCGAUUCAUGACAUAGACAGAGGUGUUGGCAACAAGAUAACAGCGUACGUCAUCUCUUUUGUCCUGGGACUUCUCACCAACCGGGCCAUCAUUGCUCCACCUCAGGGCUUCCUCACUCGGCGCUUCUGCAACCCCUUCGCCCAUGCCAACACGUCGUGGACCGUGGGGCCUUACACACAGCGUCUGAUUGCAGCAAAAGUAUUCAGCCAUCCAUUGCUCAACGUGAGCUCGCUGGCCACAGAGCUGUUCACGCAGGGGGAUGGGGCGUUGGCGCACAUGAGGAGGCGGGUGAAAGAAAAUGGCACUGUGUGGAUGGACCUGCAACACAGGGCGAGGUCGGAGUUCUGUGACCAUGUGUGGGACGCCAUUGGCGAAGCCCCCUUCUGGCUCACGAGCUUCGACGCCUACUUCCUGCCGUCCCUCUACUACGUCCCCAACUUCGCUCAUCGCCUGAACCAGCUGUUCCCUGACGGCCGAGUGUACACCCAGGCGGCGCGCUACCUGCUGCACCCAGACAACCAGCUGUGGGCCGAGAUCACCUCUGUCUUCCACGCCAACCUCGCGCACUUCUCACACCGGCUCGGCAUUCAGAUUCGUUCACCCAGUGCGAUUGAUCUUCCCCUGGCCGACCGGAUUCUCGACUGCGCUGUCAACAUCUCGGGCUACCUCCCUGCCACCGCCCCUCUCACAGCAGAUGCUCCCUGGACGGCAGCCAGCGAGUCCCCGUACGAGAAGGUGGGAGUGUUCGUCUCGUCGCUCAACAUUCGCCACUGGAUGGACCUGCAGCACCACUACUCGCAGCACCGCGUGGUGGGACGCGCGCUCGUUGACUUCUGGACGCUGUCCAAUGAGAAGGCAGAGAAUCGUAAGGAGGAGCAGAUGGUGUCAGCCAUCGUGGACAUGUGGCUGCUUAGUUUCUGUGACCGUCUCCUCAUAACGCACGUGUCAUCAUUCGGCGGCACGGCAGUGGGGCUGGCAGGCAUCGAUGCCUACUCCAUGCAGAUAACGGUGGUGCGCAGCCUGCACCUCGACUGGCGCAACAUGACAGGGCCCGUGUGCGAGCGAGUCUCCUCGGAACCAUGCGACCCCUUGGGCGGCCAUGUCCAAUGGGGUGGGUGCAAGGAUUUUCAAAGAUCUGGAUUGAAGCACUGGUGGGAGAUGAUGCCAGGAUUCGGAACUUGCCCGGGGAUUACGUUUGGUUUGCAAAACAAGAAUCCUCUCAUGGGGUGAGCAAUGAAGACAAGUAUAUGUUUCACUAUAUAGUAGACGUGUGUUGGGAAUAUCAUGUGAACAAAAUUUCACACGAUUACUAGACGUAUGGCGUAAUAAUCUUAGUACAAUAUGUGCAAGUGUGUGUUGCAACUUAUAAUCUAAUAAUAAUAUUUAAGUUAG
This is a messenger RNA of Closterium sp. NIES-67, 2749 nucleotides long. The record is from the annotation of a GenBank genome assembly. NCBI's taxonomy places the organism in Eukaryota, Viridiplantae, Streptophyta, Zygnematophyceae, Desmidiales, Closteriaceae.